AAGUAAGUAUAUAAGGAAGGACAAAAAUACAAAAAUGAUACAACAUUAUGGAGUUUUCUGCCACAGUGAUCUUGGCAGGGCUAAUCUUAGCUCUGCUGUGGCUGUUUAGUGUAAAAAGAAGGAAGUAUCGUCUACCUCCAGGACCUGCUCCACUUCCUCUUCUGGGAAACCUGCCACAAAUAGACAAAAAUGUACCUUUUAAAAGCAUACUUAAGUUCAGUGAAACCUAUGGUCCUGUGAUGACACUGUACAUGGGCUGGCAGCAGACAGUGGUUCUGGUGGGGUAUGAUGCUGUGAAAGAAGCCUUGGUGGAUCAGGCAGAUGACUUCACAGGCAGAAUGCCCGUACCAUUUCUGUUCAAAGCUACCAAGGGCUAUGGUUUAGCAAUCAGUAAUGGGGAGCGCUGGCGCCAGCUGCGACGCUUCACACUUACAACCCUGAGAGACUUUGGGAUGGGACGCAAGGGGAUGGAAGAAUGGAUCCAAGAAGUCAGCGAACACUUGAGGGUUCACAUACGUACAUUUAAAGGUAAACCAUUUGACCCCCAAUUUGUGUUAAGCGGCACUGUUUCUAAUGUGAUCUGCUGCCUGGUUUUUGGGGAACGCUUCAGUUUUGAAGACAAGCAGUUCCUGCACCUUCUGACCAUCAUAACUAAGAUCUUAAGGUUCAACAGUACUCCUCUUGGUCAGAUGCACAACAUCUUUCCCUGGCUCAUGGAGCAUCUUCCUGGCUACCACCAAACUGUUUUUGGGCAUGCAGAGGAGGCCAGAGAUUUUAUCGAGAGGAAAAUCCAAGAGCACAAACAGACACUGGACCCCAGCUCCCCCAGAGACUACAUUGACUGCUUCCUCAUCAGAAUGAAUCAGGAAAAGGACAAUCCCUCAAGUGAGUUCAAUUAUGACAACUUGGUUUCUACUGUACUGAAUCUGUUUGUUGCUGGAACAGAGACCACCAGCUCCACCCUGAGAUAUGCUCUCACUGUGCUGAUUAAAUACCCCAAAAUACAGGAGAAAAUGCAGCAAGAGAUUGACACUGUAAUUGGAAAAGAUCGUUGUCCCAGGAUGCACGACAAGAAGUCCCUCCCAUUUUCAGAUGCUGUCAUCCAUGAGGUCCAACGUUUUCUUGACAUUGUGCCCUUCAGCAUACCUCACUACACACUGAAUGACAUAUCCUUCAGGGGUUAUACAAUCCCAAAGGACACUGUAAUUAUUCCUUUCUUGCACUCUGUGCUGAAAGAGGAAAAGCAAUGGGCCACUCCCAGGUUCUUCAAUCCCCAGCACUUCCUGGACCAUAACGGCAACUUCAAGAAAAAUCCUGCAUUCAUGCCAUUCUCUGCAGGGAAGAGAGCGUGUGUUGGCGAGUCUCUUGCUCGUAUGGAGCUUUUUAUCUUCGUAGUCUCACUGCUGCAGGAUUUCACCUUUUCCUGUGAAGGAGGCCCUGACAGUGUAGACCUCGAUCCAGAGUACAGCAGCUUUGCCAAUUUACCUCGAAGUCAUCAAAUCAUAGCUACAGCACGUUAAAAUGAGAGCCAUUCAGUUUGUCAUCAUUUGCAGCACUAUAACUGACAUGGAUCUCUACAACAUGCUGCAUUGCGUUAAUGUGGUGCAGUAACAUUAAAUGCACAAUUAAAAGUAGAGUUAAAUGAAUGUGCAAUAAAUUUUUGCUGUUAUGUCUGUGAUAUAGAAAAAAGACAUGAAAUAAUAAUAAUAUAAGUGAGAUGUGGGGUUUUAGCUGAGAAGGCAUGAUUUCAAAUAAUGUGCUGAAUCUAAGUUCUAAGAGUUUCUGUAGUGUUUUAAACUAGAUAGUGAAUUUACUGACAAAUUGUUGUUGUUGUUGUUUUUUUUUUGUUUCUUUCAUUUUUUUUUUUGUCAAAACACAAACACAGAAACACGAUAAAGUUACUCAUAGGUUUUAUAUAAUAAUUUCAACAAGUCUUCCAGAGUUGAUGAUAAAGAAUAUCCACGCCCUGAGUCAUUCCUGUGAAUCAUUAACGUGCAAUCUUGGUGAAGAGGACGGAGCUGUUUUACAUGUUUUGAUUAUAGAAAUCAGGUCAAAUGUUGUAAUAGCUGUUUGGCAAUGAAAUGAGAAAUAGGUGUACUAAGGUGAACAGGAAGAUCACAUGGCUCACCUGUGCUCUAAUGCGGUGCUGACAUGGUAGACCUAAAGUUAAUCAUUUGAAAACACAAUAUAAUUUUUGGGUUUUUCUAUGUAUAUAUUAUUGGUGGGUCUGCCUUAAAAUAUAAAGCGUCUUGAGGUGAUUGUUGUUGUGAUUUGGGGCUGUAUAAAUAAAAUUGAAUUGAAAAUUGAAUUGAAUUGAAAAUGGUCAAAGCAUACCAUCAGAGCAGCCUGUUAUUAGUACUUGUAGAGUGCUCCAAUAGAAUCCCCAUUAACUUAAGAAAAACUAGUCAUCCUCUAGUAUAGAAUUGAAGGAUAUCCGUCUUCUUCCAGAAGCACAUUGCUUUAUUCUUUGAAGUCAACCUUCAUGUCUGCUUGUUUUUGCAUUGUCAUCAUGAUGCUGAAGCACCAUGUCUUUAUUUUAGGGCUUUAUGUUAAUAUACAACCGUUUUCUAUCAAUAAUUACAAAUGUCAUGCUCAUUGUUUGCAGUAUGACAUGACUAGUGGGUUUAAUUUUUUUCUAAAUAAAUGAUGUAAAAUCUAAAAAAUAUAUUAUCUCUCUUUAUGGUGUUGAAAUUAAUAAAAAAAAUGAAUAGUGCAUUUACUAAUUUCAGGUAACUUGUUGCUGCUCUCUAAAUCGAUACAUAGUUCAAAAUUUGGUAUAGACACAUUAUGAGGGAUUCCUUGACUCGGUUCAAAAUGGAACCAAACCAAAUGCAAAAGCAAUAUAAACAGUAUGUGUUGCACUUAUAAGUUAACUAAUAGCUUGUACAAAUUACUUUAGGCCUGUCAACAAAGCAUAUGUUUUUAUGUAAACAUCUAGUCUUGAACAUUAAAUUGUAAUCACUAUGUUUCUCCUUAGUGCUGAGCAGGUAAACCCAGUUUCAUAUGAAAAAGAAAAUAAACAAUCCAAAUAAAGUCUGACAAAGAUUUUUGUGAAAUA
Messenger RNA from Haplochromis burtoni (Burton's mouthbrooder), 3058 nucleotides. Its product is annotated as cytochrome P450 2G1. Gene Ontology annotation, biological process: xenobiotic metabolic process. The record is from RefSeq and is a predicted model, not a curated record. Bases 48 to 1520 code for a protein of 490 amino acids. Lineage: Eukaryota; Metazoa; Chordata; Actinopteri; Cichliformes; Cichlidae. Gene Ontology annotation, cellular component: intracellular membrane-bounded organelle; cytoplasm. Gene Ontology annotation, molecular function: heme binding; iron ion binding; oxidoreductase activity, acting on paired donors, with incorporation or reduction of molecular oxygen, reduced flavin or flavoprotein as one donor, and incorporation of one atom of oxygen. The transcript is spliced from 9 exons.